Messenger RNA from Tremella mesenterica DSM 1558, 735 nucleotides. RefSeq lists its product as uncharacterized. The coding region runs from base 463 to 654 and encodes 63 amino acids. Lineage: Eukaryota; Fungi; Basidiomycota; Tremellomycetes; Tremellales; Tremellaceae. The transcript has 2 exons. The record is from RefSeq and is a predicted model, not a curated record.
AUGUUCGUAAACAGACAGAAGGCUCCCAACGGCGUACGUACUUGAAGCCGUGAACGAUAGGAAAGAUAUCGCUGGUUGUUCCCCGUUCCCUACCAUCCACCCAACCAACUUUCUUUUCUCAUCGUCAAUCCUCCACCACCCACCCGACUUGGCCGUCUCGCCGUCGUUGGCUUUCCUCGCCCUCGGCCCGACCCUAUCCCGGCCACUGUCCAUGACCCCCUGGCCCUUCCCUCCCCGGCUGACAUGAUUCCCUCCAUCACUUGUUACCCCCCACCCGUCCCGCGUCCCAGUCGCUCGGAAAGGCCAACAGACCGUAGGACGAGUGUGGUCAGCCAAUAAGGGUCACAAGUCGAUGGGGAUCGUUUGGGGUUUAUGGAACGAGUUGGUUCUCGAUGACCCUGCAUCUGGAGGAGAAGGAGGACGACGAGGGACACGAGAAAGACAAGGAGAGGAGGAGGCGAAAUGGACGAAUUCCUCUUGACGAGAUUGGCAGACACGGAGGGUGAUGUCGAGAUGGGAAUGGAGAUGAGGAUGACGAGCUCUGUCCCGUGUCGACCGGCGAGUGCGAGUACAAGUCCAGAUGAGGAUGAGGAUGAGGAUCGUCGUUCAGAUCCAAGUCGAUACCCCCUUCAACGAAUGUCGUAUCAAAAGUAGGCUAUGUCGUGGAUUGUUGUCAUGACCCCACGGCCUACUCGUCCACGACCUACUCGUCUACCUGUCCUCUCCCCCCCCUCG